Messenger RNA from Pseudozyma hubeiensis SY62, 285 nucleotides. Its product is annotated as proline iminopeptidase. The transcript has a single exon. The coding region runs from base 1 to 285 and encodes 94 amino acids. Lineage: Eukaryota; Fungi; Basidiomycota; Ustilaginomycetes; Ustilaginales; Ustilaginaceae. The record is from RefSeq and is a predicted model, not a curated record.
AUGCAAGCGCAGAUGGAAUACGUUCCGCUGAAUCUCGUCGGUGUCGCUAGCCGCCGCGACACAUCAUCGGAUGGCUCGAAGCUGCUCCUUUGUCGUUGGACCGGCCAACUAUUGUACACGAUGUGUUUGGAACAUCGUGUCAUGCGACGGGCACGGUAUUCUAGAGACGUGAUGGCAGCUUUCGAUGCGAACCCUGUUGAAACUCCGGUACGCUACUGUGCCGGACUGCAGGAACGAGUCGAAGCCACGCGCUUGCCUUUGUCUCAUCAUUCGAAGUGGUCAUGA